Molecule: messenger RNA, 1056 nt
Organism: Cyphellophora attinorum
Lineage: Eukaryota; Fungi; Ascomycota; Eurotiomycetes; Chaetothyriales; Cyphellophoraceae
Exons: 4
Coding region: 1-1056 (351 amino acids)
Source: RefSeq, a predicted model, not a curated record
AUGGAGCCCAAGAAGCGCUUCGACGAUCUCAAUGACGACUGUAUCAUGGUCAUCAUCGAGCAUCUCCGCCGCAACAACAUGGAUGGCGUCAAGGCCUUCUCUCGGACUAGUCGUCGCUAUCACCAGCUAGCAUUCCCGCAAAUCUUCGAUCUGAAAGACCUUGCACUCCGCGUAUACGAACACGUGGGUGCGCAUUCCGAGACUUUGGCCGCCCUUCGCACUACGACUUUUGUCGCAGAGCACGCCCGUGCCCUCUCCGUCGAACUUUGGCUGUGCUCAGAGUACGACAUCAAGCGAAAGUUCGACCUACCCGACAACGACGCUCUGUAUCCCUUCAAUACGUUACGAAAUUUCCUGAACGGGGCACCUACUAUUCGCGAACUGCGGCUCGAUUGCAGUAGUAUUCCAACGGACCGAACAGACGUGGCCCUCCGAUUCGGCAAGGCUGACCUCCCAAAGAGGAUACGCAAAUGGCAUCCACCCUAUCAAUUCUCCAACAUCAGAGUCCUCCACGUCGCCAAUGUCCACAAUAUUGCCGAAUUGAUCGCAGGCUGCCCGAAGUUGCAUACGCUCUGCGCCACGUACCCAUUCACCAAGCCUAAGACAACAUGCAGCGCUAUCGUGGUCCAUCGUCGCCUCGAGAACGUACACUUGCAGCAACCGAGGCAAUGGACAUCGACGCAAUUGUAUGACGUUUGCAAACAAUUGGACACAGGUGUACGCAGGUUGUGUCUCUCCGGCGACAUGUCGCACUCCAUUGAUACCGCUGAUUACUUCGCCGCACUGCGCCACCUUCGUGGAGUAGAGAUACUGGAGGUGUCAGCUGAUCGGAUUGCUGUCUGGGAGAUGUCGACUGGAGCGAGAAACCUGUUCAGAGCGGCAUCGACUGCCUUUUCAAAGAUCAGCUUCCAUAAAAACUCAUAUGAGACCACCGCAACUCAUUGCUUCACCCUUGCGGAUGGCGAUACGACAGAAAUCGUCCACACCGAUGCCGAAAAGCCGCGUGGAGUCUAUAAGCCGUUGUCGACUCGCUUAGCUCUCAAGGACUCGUCCUAG